Messenger RNA from Penicillium coprophilum, 558 nucleotides. Its product is annotated as Yae1 family protein. Bases 1 to 558 code for a protein of 185 amino acids. Lineage: Eukaryota; Fungi; Ascomycota; Eurotiomycetes; Eurotiales; Aspergillaceae. The transcript has a single exon. The record is from RefSeq and is a predicted model, not a curated record.
AUGGAGCACAAUCUUCUGGAUAGUCUCCUUGAUCUAGAGGAGCAAUUUUACAAUGAGGGGUAUGAGCUGGGCACUGCGGAUGGAGCGGCUACCGGCUAUACCGAAGGCAGCGUCUUCGCCGUUGAGAAAGGCUUCGAGAAGUUCGUCGAGAUGGGGCGCUUGUAUGGCAAGGCAUUGGUCUGGGCACAGAGACUUGACAUGAAAUUGUCCGAAGAUGCUGCAUCGCAGGCGGAUAGCACAACAGAUACUCUUUCUCUUGAUCCAUCCAUCUGCGAAGACAUGCCAAGUCUCCCACCACACAGCACUCGACUGGCCAGGAAUCUCCAAACUCUUCUUGAACUCGUUGAUCCAGCUACCCUGGAUAUGAGCAAUACAGAGGAGGCUGUCAAUGAUGUGGACGAGCGUCUUAAAGGCGCCGCUACAAAGGCGAAGCUCAUUCAACGCGCAAUGGGCGAGCGUGAGGAUCCGGCCACCCAGGCCGAACCCAAGGACAUGUCGAAUUCUGGAGACGGCAGUGGAAGUAUUGAAGACAUCAGUGCAUUGAACAUUCGUCACUGA